CUGAUUGGCCAUGGCUUCUACCGGCAGAUCUGGCCGAGUUGUUGCCAGUGCUAUAGGUGAAAUAGGCCUACUUGGAGAGCCUGAAAAAGAUGCUAACGCAUUGUUGAUGGACCUUGAUAAAGGUCUGAGGUCGGUAAAAGUAGGGGAACAAUGUGAAUCAAUCAUCAGGUUCCCAAGACUAUUUGAGAAAUAUCCAUUUCCCAUCCUCAUCAAUUCUGCAUUCCUAAAGCUUGGAGAUGUCUUUAGAUUUGGGACCAAUUUUCUUCGGCUUUGCAUUCUCAAAGUCACCCAGCAGAGUGAAAAGCAUCUUGAGAAAGUCAUUAAUGUGGAUGAAUUCAUUCGGAGGAUAUUCUCGGUCAUUCACAGCAAUGAUCCAAUUGCCAGGGCAAUUACUCUCAGAACCCUCGGUAGCAUGGCCUGUAUCAUCCCCGAGAGGAAAAAUGUUCAUCACAGCAUCAUGAGUGGUCUCGAUUCUCAUGAUUCCGUGGAACUAGAAGCUGCUAUCGUAGCAGCCAAAAGAUUCGCUGCACAGUCAAAAACCUUUGCUACCACAGUAUGCCAAAAGGUAUCAGAAAUCAUCAAAGGCAUCGAAAAUCCAAUGGAGAUGAAACUGAAAGUGAUCCCGAUCUUCCAGUACAUGUAUCAUGAUGCCCAGACAGCCACCCUGGUCCGUGACCUCUGCAUACAAUCUCUGCCAUCUUAUCCAGCUUGUAACUUUGUCUUGACAACCCUUCAUACCCUGUCCGAACUUUCGGCCAAGUCACUUAUCAGUAUACCACAUCAGGUGAAACUCCUUCUAAACUACCUUGAGCAUGAUCCCAGACGAGCAGUCAAGGUUCAAGUGCUUCAAGAUCUGAAGAUGUUAGCCAAGGAAGGGGCACAUUUAUGGAAUAAGGAAGAUAUCGAGGCAUUAUGUCAGUUUACUACAAGUACAUCUUAUGAUGGAUUGAAGAUGGGUGCUCUACAUGUUUUGACGACUCUGUCUAAGACUGUUGCCAAUAGCAAAUUUGAUUCAUCUCCAGGUUCACCAGCACUGACUGUGUGUCAACACUGCAACACCAGCAACACCCUUCUUGCCUCCAAAGCAGCAGAACUUCUCACAGAUAUGGCUGUUUACAACGUCAAGUCACAGAAACCAAACCGAGGAUCCUUGUGUGAUGAUGCUGCCAGUGCUUUGGAUGCCCUGGCUAUUUUGUCAGGAUCUGAGAGUACUGAACACAGCAAGGAAUCACUUCAGAUUUGCCUAAAGUCAGUGGUAAAGUUGUGUUCAGUAUGUCCAGCUUUGAGUCGUAACUUCAUCAGCACUAUUACUGGUGUGCUGCACAUCACAUCAGGCAAGAAAGCUCUGUACUUAGCGGAGAGUUUGGCAGCGAUUGGAAGCAGGCAGAAAGAUGUGCUAGAUAGUUCCAUGGCUGAUGUCGUCACAUUGCUGAAAGAGUUGGGGGAACCAGAGGAUAUGGAUGGAGAAAUGUUAGGGGUUCUUUUGAUUACCACCCUCUUUCAAGCAUUCACCAAGAGCAACGUACCAGAAGAAGUGUGCGAUCUCAUUGGGAACUUUGUCGACGAUACCAGCUACUGGAUUGCAUACCGAAUCAUACGUCAAGCCCUCCGAUACGGACAUCACCAGGUUGCGACACAGUUGUGCAGGGAUACAAUGACAAAGGUUUCAACUGAACAUUUCUUCUUCUGGGUUGGUGCGUUAGAGAGUUUUAGUUCAGCGGAAAACUACCUGAGUGAUCUUGAAUAUAGCGGUCACAUGAGUCCUAUAGACACCAUCAACCAAGCAACUGUUAAUUAUUAUAAAGGCAUCUCAAGCUUGACGGCUGCUACGACACCAACAUAUCCACUGACAUUCCAAAUUGAAUACACAAGAAUGCGAGUGGAGACUCUCACUGCCUAUGUCCAGCUGAUCAAUGCCUGUACCUGUUUCCGAACGAACCCACCCCCUGCCAUAGCUACGACCUUUGCAAUGUCAACUGGUCAAGAACAACACAAGUGUGGACGAGGGGCUCAACAGCUUCAAAGAAGUGUUGAGCAGUUCUCCAAUCUGGUGACCCAGUACAGUACAUUGUAUGAGCAGUCAUUUGACGCUGACCCUGCCAGCCUUGAUAAUGUUCAGCUACUACAACAAUCAUGUCAGCUCAUUGUCUAUAUCAUCGAAACGGUCCUCAAUAAAAAGUCGGUUAGUGACAUCGUUGAUCAAGAAGUUGCCGGCCACCUGACUGCCAGCCUUGAAGGCCAGGGCCUGACGGAUGCAUUUAGGAACCUCCUUGGCCAGCUCAGGCAAAUCUGUUUAUCAACAGACAGCUCUGUAAUUUCAUACAAGCACAUUGAUUUCCUAAUGAAAGCAUGUAUCAAACUGGCCAGUGUUCCACUCUGCAUGCCACGGUACUUCUUCCAGACUUUACAAUCAACCACUAUUAAGCUUGCAAUAUCCCCCCAGCCUCGUAAUCCAAAUGACCCCAUCUCUAUCCAGGCUGAUACACAUUUGACCUUGAAAGUUGAAGGGGUCAUUCAGCACGGUGAUAGACCUGGGCUGUUCCGUAAAAUCCACAAGGUCAAAAUCGAGGUUAGCUCAUCAUUACAGAGCAGAAGCCAAACAGCACAAGAUGUCAAGCCCAUUGAAAAUCCACCCAAUGAGAUGAGUUAUACAAGUGAACCACACAACGACUACUUCAGCUCCGAGUUCCUGCUUUCCUUCCCAGUUCUCGGACUCCACAUGAUCUAUAUCGAGGCAUCCAUUAUUGACGAGAAUGGAUUACUUUGGAAGACGGGACCUCGGACAACGCUCAUGAUCAAAUCUUGGGAUGAUAACCUGCAGAAACAACAGUUGCAGGCGGCACAGUUAGCAAGACAGCAACAGUCUCGGCUGGCUCAUGUUUGAAGUGGUCUUGUUGAAACUGGAUAGGACUAUUUUCGUAAUACGUAGCUGUACUGUCGUGAGCUCAUACACAGAUGGAACCCAGGAACAUUGGUUCAAUGACUGUUUUAGCCAAGCAAUCAAGAAACUAUUGAAUUGAUCAAGCUGUUCCCUACAGUCCAUGUUGAUCAGAAUCAUGAAUAUAUCUGCCGGAUUCCUGACGUACAGAAAAAUGAAAUAAAAUGAUGAUAUCAGUCAA
Molecule: messenger RNA, 3119 nt
Organism: Lineus longissimus
Lineage: Eukaryota; Metazoa; Nemertea; Pilidiophora; Heteronemertea; Lineidae
Product: integrator complex subunit 7-like
Exons: 16
Coding region: 11-2884 (957 amino acids)
Biological process (GO): snRNA 3'-end processing
Cellular component (GO): integrator complex
Source: RefSeq, a predicted model, not a curated record